AUGGCGACUUGGGAGGAGUAUUUGGCCACUCAACAAGCCAACGAUGGCGUCCAAUUCACUUGGAACAUGUGGCCACACAGUCGCGUUGAUGCGCAACGGCUCGUGGUCCCGCUCACCUGCUUUUUUACUCCAUUGAAGGAGCGACCAACAACCGAAGUUGCUCAACCACCACUCGAAUAUGACCCAGUUUUGUGUCAAAAAGCGAGCUGCAAAGCCAUUUUGAAUCCAUUAUGCGCCGUUGACUAUCGCGCCAAGCUUUGGAUGUGUCCGUUCUGCAACAAUCGCAAUCCGUUCCCGGCUCAUUAUGCAGCGAUUGCUGAGGACAAUCGACCGCCAGAGCUCUAUCCACAAUUCACGACGAUUGAGUACACUUUGAGGAAAGCCACCACCAUGCCGCCAAUCUUCGUUUUCGUAGUCGACACCUGUAUGACUGCAGAAGAGUUGAAAUCAUUGAAGGAGUGUCUUCAGACUGCUCUUUCACUUCUUCCCGCUGACGCUCUUGUCGGAUUGAUCACGUUUGGAAGAAUGGUUCAGUUGCAUGAGCUGAACACUCAGGGCAUUUCUAGAAGCUAUGUUUUCAAGGGAACCAAAGAAGUGACUGCCAAACAAAUCAAGGACGUUCUCGCCUCGGGAAUGGCUCGUCCGACGGCUCCAGGAGCACCAGCAGGAGGAGCUCCGGGAGCACCAAUGGCUGGUGGAGCACCACAUGGAGCAACAGGACCAAUGGGAGCUUCACGAGGACCAAUGGGACCACCAGGAGCACCAGGAGCUCCAGGAGCACCCGGACAAGCAGCGCCAGCUCACCACGCUCCCGCCAACAAAUUCCUCCAACCAAUCAGCGAGUGUGACGAUUCGAUUAACGACCUCAUCGAUCAGAUCACCGUUGAUCGCUGGCCAGUCCCACAAGGACACCGACCACUCAGAGCCACUGGAGCGGCCCUCGCCGUCGCUGUGACACUUUUGGAGUCGUGCUUCCCUAGCACCGGAGGACGGAUCAUGUCGUUUAUCGGAGGAGCUUGCACCCAUGGACCAGGAGCUGUUGUUGGAGAGGAGCUCAAGAAUCCAAUCCGCUCUUGGAACUCGAUCAAGGAGGACAACGCACCGUUUAUGAAGAAGGCCAAUAAGUUCUACGAUGGUCUCGCUGCGAGAGUCGUCAAGAAUGGUCACGCCGUUGAUGUCUAUUCAUGCGCACUGGAUCAGACUGGUCUUCUGGAAAUGAAGAACAUGUUCAACUCAUCCGGUGGACACGUCGUCAUGGGAGACUCGUUCAAUUCGUCGCUCUUCAAACAGACCUAUCAGAGAAGUUUCGAUAAGGACGCCGCUGGAAAUUUGAAAAUGGGAUUCAACGCGACGAUGGAGGUUAAGGUUGGAGCAGGAUUGAAGAUUGAAGGGGUUCUUGGAUGUUGUGCAAGUGGAAAUGUUCGAAAUGCGAAUGUGUCGGAUCAAGAGAUGGGAAUCGGAGGGACGUGUCAGUGGAAGUUCGGAGCUAUCUCGCCAAGGACCACGAUUGGAGUCGUGUUUGAAAUUGCAGCACAGCAUGGAUCUGCGAUUCCACAAGGUGGCCGUGGAAUGGUCCAAUUCGUGACCCAAUACCAACAUGCCGAUGGUCGCAAGCGUAUUCGUGUAACCACCACCUGCCGCACAUGGGCCGAUAUGGGCACCCAGCAACCAAACAUCGCCUAUGGAUUCGACCAGGAAGCCGGCGCUGUCGCCAUCGCUCGUCUAGCCUCUUUCCGCGCGUCCAACGAAAACGACACGCCCGAAGCUCUUCGAUGGCUCGACAGAUCGCUCAUCCGGCUGUGCCAGAAGUUUGGAGAGUAUUCGAAAGAUGACCCGAAUAGCUUCCGUUUAUCCGACAAGUUCUCGCUAUUCCCACAAUUUAUGUUCCACUUGCGACGAUCGCAAUUCCUUCAAGUGUUCAAUAAUUCGCCAGACGAGACUGCCUACUAUAGACACAUUCUAUUCUCGGAGAACGUCCUGGAGAGUACGACGAUGAUUCAGCCAGUGCUUUUCAGUUAUUCGUUCAAUGGUCCACCAGAGCCGGUACUCUUGGAUACGUCCUCAAUCCUCCCCGACCGUAUUCUUCUUAUGGAUGACUACUUCCACGUGCUCAUCUAUCACGGACAAACGAUUGCUCAGUGGAGGAAACAGAACUUCCAUGAGAAUCCACAGUAUGCCAGCUUCAAACAGCUGCUCGAGGCACCUGUCGCCGAUGCCACAUCGAUCCUCCAGGAACGAUUCCCGAUGCCCAGAUACAUUGUGACAGAGCACGAAGGAUCACAAGCGCGCUUCUUGUUGUCCAAAGUCAAUCCUUCGUUGACGCACAAUAAUCCGUAUGCUAAUGAAGCCGGUGCCGCUGUAUUCACUGAUGACGUGUCACUUCAAGUAUUCAUGGAACACUUGAAAAAGCUCGCUUCGAGUUCAACCACCUAA
Caenorhabditis briggsae is the source of this 2433-nucleotide messenger RNA. It is a transcript of the gene Cbr-sec-23, whose product is annotated as Protein CBR-SEC-23. NCBI's taxonomy places the organism in Eukaryota, Metazoa, Nematoda, Chromadorea, Rhabditida, Rhabditidae. The coding region runs from base 1 to 2433 and encodes 810 amino acids. Gene Ontology annotation, molecular function: zinc ion binding; GTPase activator activity. The transcript is spliced from 10 exons. Gene Ontology annotation, biological process: COPII-coated vesicle cargo loading; endoplasmic reticulum to Golgi vesicle-mediated transport; COPII-coated vesicle budding. The record is from RefSeq and is a predicted model, not a curated record. Gene Ontology annotation, cellular component: endoplasmic reticulum exit site; COPII vesicle coat.